AUGGAUGAUGAGUUGUCCAGGCUUAAGUCAGAGUUAGAGUCUAUCAACAAUAAAGCUACAGCUCAUAUUGACCUUAAGAAACUUCUGGAUGCCAUUGCUGCUACGAAGGUUCUGGUCAGUAUGUACAGUUCAACUGUUCAGAAUCGCGCGCUGAAAGUGAAGGAGUUGGAUGCCGACAUGGAGAAUGUCAAAGAGGACUUGAGCAUGCUCAAACAUGAGACAAAUAAAACUUUCUCAAAGGCUCAUAAAGUUUUGCAAAAAGUGGACCACACCAAUGACAGAAGUCAAGCCUUACUCUCAGCUAUCACAGACCUUCUGAGGAGAAUACAAGAGCUGCUGGACAAGGUGAAGGAUUCUAUCAACACCAGUGCUCCAGUGGCCCCUGAGGAGGUUAUCAGAAUGCUAAAGGAAGCUCAGCAGAUGUUACAGGAAAUGAGAAGGCAAAACUGUAGAACUGAAUGGAAAAUAGCUGAAGAAGAGCAAGGAAAAGCAGACAAACUCUUAGAUUAUAUCAAGAAACACCUUGCCGAUCACCUGGAUGAAAACAAGACACUUGUAGACCAGAUUGCCCAGUCUUUGAUGGAUGCUCUAGCCAAACUCCAGGAUCUAGCAGAGGCACUGAAACAUGCUGAAAAAUUAGUACAACAAGCACAACAGCUUAAUGAAGGAAAUGAAGCUGGCCUUAAAGACAUUCUGAAACGUCGGAAGCAGUUGGAGAGUGAGCAAAGUCGCAUUCCUCCUGAUUUGUCAAUGGCCAGAGACACUCUGAGGGAAACAGAGGAUCUUCAGAAAAUGUUGGAUGACUUAAAAAAGGAAUACGAGAAACUUGCUGCUCAACUGGAUGGAGCAAGAAAUGAUGUUCCCAAGAAACUGAACGAGCUGUCAUUAGCAACAUCUAAAGAGGGACUCGUAAGACAGGCAGAGGAACAUGCUCAGUCUCUCUUCAACUUGGCUAUGGAUCUCCAAAUUACUGGGGUUGUGUCUGUUAUUCAUUAUGAGAAGGAUGUGGGUAGCAGCAGUAAUGCUGAACUGAGGGUGAUAGAAGACCCAAGUGCAGAGCUCUGGGCACUACAGAAUAUUUCUAACAACUCAGCUGUACAAAAAGCUUCAGAAGCUGUGAAAGCCUACACAGAUGUGAUCAAUGCCAUCAGGGAGGCUAAGGCGGCUGCCGAGAAGGCCACACAAGCUGCAGAUCAAGCUGUCACGGAUGUGAAACAGCAGGAUCUCGCCAAGAGAACAAUGGUAUUAAAAGAUGCUGCAAACAAACUGCUAGAAGAAGCAACUCAGGCACAAGAGAGUUUAAAAAUGGCUGAACAGAAUAUUAAAACUCAAAGCGACCGCUUAAACCGUGCAAAGGACAAGAGCAAUAAUCUGAAACGAGACAUCGAAGCUUUGGAACAGAAGAUGAAAAAAAUCAAAAGGGAUGAUAUUGCUGCUCUUUUAGACAUGGCCAAGCAAGACGCCAGUGCUGCCAACUCCACCGUGAACAAUGUGACAGAAUGGGUUAAAAAUAUAAGUGCUGAGCUGAACAAAACAGUGAUUCCCUCUGCUGGCUCCAAUCUGGACAACAUACUCAAUGAGAUAAAUAAAACACUAACUGACCUAAAUCAGUCCCUACCCACACUGACUGAUACGCUUGCUGAAGUGAAGAACCAGAGCCAGCGAAUGCCUGAUAGUGCCAACCUCCAAGAUGACAUCAGGAAGAUUAAGGAGAUGAUUGAAAACACCAGAGACAUGGUCAACAGAGUGAGAGGUCCUAUGCUGUUCUCUGGGAAUGGACACGUGGAGCUUCGACCCCCCAAAAACCUGGAAGAUCUAAAAGCCUUCACAGCUCUUAGUCUAAUGAUGCAGCGGGCCAAUACAGACCCCUCCAACCGCAGGCGCCGUCAGGGCAGACAAGCCCAGAAUAAAUUAUUUGUCCUCUACCUGGGGAACAAACAGUCACCUAAGGAUUACAUUGGAAUGUACCUGGAGAAAGAUGUGCUCUACUGUGUGUUCAAACUGGGAGGAAUCAUUCAUGAAAUAAAGACCAAUGCCGUCACCAGGUCCGCAACAAAUAAUGCUUUUAUGGACAAAGUGGACUUCCACAGAGUGUAUCAAGAUGCAGAGGUUCUCUUCACAACGGCAUUUACCUCGGCUACACCCCAAAAACUUCCACCAAAGACCCUUCAGUCCAAUACAACAGUAGGCUUGCUGGACCUGGACCCUGAUGAUGUGGUCUUCUACGUAGGUGGCUAUCCUACAGACUUCACUCCCCCAGAAGAAAUAAAUUUACCCCCGUACAGAGGGUGCAUUGAGUUUUCUACAUUUAAUGAUCAAAUCCUUGGUCUUUACAACUUCAAGCAAGCUGUCAACAUUACUGAUAAGGACAAAUGUCUACGACAUAACAUCAUCCAGCCACCUCUCAGAGGAUGUGUGGGGAACCUUCGAGUAGGUGCUUCUUUCCAGCUGUUUGUUGAGGAGGUUGGCGUCAUACCAGGCUGUUUCAAUUCACUAUUGGGUGUGCGUGAAGGUACUCUGGACUUGGGCAGCUCUCUCUUUUUGCCCGCUAAGGGUGUGGUGGUGAACGGGGGGCUGAUGGUCUCUCUGGGGUUUAAAUCCACUCAGACCAACAGUCUGAUACUACAGGUGGGCCAAGCAAGGCCUGGAUUUCAGCUAUCUCUGGUUGAUGGUUUUGUGGAAAUGGCAGAUGCUAAAAAUGCUUUGAGAUCCAAUGAAAUAUACAAUAACGGGGAGUGGCACUAUCUGACUGCCUUCAGAAACGAGUCAGGGUUGGAACUGACAGUUGAUAACAAGGAUAUGGGGAAGCAACAGCCAGGAGCCUCACCUGUUGCUGCUGCGGGAGACGACAUCAUUUUAGGGAAAGAAACUUUCAGCGGCUGCAUACAAAAUCUUUACACGAGAGGGCCUGAGGACCAGUAUCUCCCAGCAGACCUCAGUGCUUUCAUCCAGAAAGGAAAUGUUACGCUGGGAGUUUGUGUUGCUAGCCAGCACCUCCCUCGGCGGAUCAUGACAAAAGAGCGCAAAAGAAAACGCAACAGAAAUGACUUGAGUGGUGUCAUCAAAAAAGCGGCAGUGAAAGACCCCAAAGGACAAUGUGAGGAGCCCGCUCCUCUAAUUCAGGCCUACAGUUUGGAUGGAGUCAGGAGCCAGUUGCAAUACAACAUAGAUGCAAAGGACCUUAAUUACAGGCCACACUUCUCCCUCGAUGUCAGGACCAAAUCGUCAGAGGGCCUUUUACUCCAUAUUUUUGGGAGGCGUGGUGUGUGUAUGGUGGCUUUGUACAUGGCCAAUGGGAAAGUCAAACUCAUGGUGGGGAGGAACAUCACAAUCAGCCACCACAGGAAGAUUAAUAAUGGAGACUGGCACAACAUCAGGUUUAGUGUGGAGAAAGACUCUACUCACAUGCUGGUUGAUGGUUUUCGAGUCCCCGAUGGCAAACUGGCUGAAGAUGAGGGAUUUUCCCUGGAUUUACAGCCUCCUGUCUACAUAGGUGGAGGCCAAGUUCAACCAGUUUUGGAAAUGCAGAGAAAGUCCCUCCCCCAUAAAAGAGUGAUUGGAUGCAUUCGUGACAUAAAAUUCUACAACGCCCUACUAGAGCCAGCUGUCAAUCAUGGUGUGGCGCCCUGUUUUGAUGGGGACACAGAGAAGGGUGCAUAUUUUGCUGGUGACAGAUCAUAUGUUGUAUUAGAGAAAUUCUUCACUCUGGGUGAACAUUUCAACCUAGCCUUUGAAAUUCGUCCCAGGAAUUUGAUGGGAUUACUGUUUCACGCUGGAAACCAGCAUGGACAUAAUCUGACUGUGUUUAUGAAGAAGGGGAAGGUUGGCAUUUUUAUCUUGUAG
This is a messenger RNA of Chanos chanos (milkfish), 3843 nucleotides long. RefSeq names its product laminin, alpha 3 (gene lama3). Bases 1 to 3843 code for a protein of 1280 amino acids. Gene Ontology annotation, molecular function: signaling receptor binding. Lineage: Eukaryota; Metazoa; Chordata; Actinopteri; Gonorynchiformes; Chanidae. The record is from RefSeq and is a predicted model, not a curated record. Gene Ontology annotation, biological process: regulation of embryonic development; cell adhesion; regulation of cell migration. The transcript has 27 exons.